This is a messenger RNA of Symphalangus syndactylus (siamang), 3090 nucleotides long. It is a transcript of the gene CDC37, whose product is annotated as cell division cycle 37, HSP90 cochaperone. NCBI's taxonomy places the organism in Eukaryota, Metazoa, Chordata, Mammalia, Primates, Hylobatidae. Gene Ontology annotation, biological process: protein stabilization; protein folding. The record is from RefSeq and is a predicted model, not a curated record. Gene Ontology annotation, molecular function: protein kinase binding; protein-folding chaperone binding; heat shock protein binding. Gene Ontology annotation, cellular component: cytoplasm.
CGGCCACUGAUGUGCUGGACUGCCAGGGUGGAGGGGAAGAGGGAGGGGGAGGAGAUGGGGACUCCCGCCCCCCCGCCCGCCCACUCGCGGGUUUGAAUGAAGCGCGAGGGGGAGGGGCGGCAACGGGAGGGAGUUUUUGUCCGAUGGCCCCUCCCCCUCCAUGCACCGGGGAAUCAUCCCCCUUCUGGAGACCUUCGCUCGCUCUCUCCGGGCACUGCCUCCAACGUCGGCUCCAGGGGAGACUAGGAAGAGGCGCCCCUCACCCGAGUGGCUGGAGCUCCUCCUAUCCAGCCUGACCCCCGAGGGAGCACCCUUUAAUCUGAGAUAAUCCUGGCCCAAGGCUGCAACACGGCCUAUUAUCCUGGUAUCAAAGCGUGGAUUGGGAUGCAUGGAAGUGUGAGGUGGUCGAGGCCCUGCAUGCUUAGAGUAAUGGAGUCCUUAGAGCCCCGACGGAGGAAGGGUACCCCCAGACGAACGGGGAGGGGCUAUGCGUGGCCCCAGACUGUGACGACAAGGAAAGCCCCCUUCCACCCCUCCACGAUUCCCCCCACCAAGCGCGGGGCCAGGAAUACGCGCCGUGGGCUAGACUCUAGCGACACCCAGCGGCCAGCGGGGUGGGGCGCCGAGACCCGUUUUGGGGGGUCCGGGUGAUUCCAAAGUGUGUGUGUGUGUGUGUGUGCGUGCGCGCGCGCGCGCGAGUCCUCGCUGCGAAUGGCAGGAGGUGGAAGACGAGGAGAAGGCUGUUGUGUUGCCGAGGCAGGGAAACCCCAGCUCCCAAGGCAGGGCCACAAUCUCCCCUCCACGUUUAACCCCGCAAGGGGAGGGCCAUACCACCCCCGAUUUAGACACCCUCAGGGCAGGUCCAGUCCUCCUCGGGCUGAGAAAGUUCGAGGAGCCAUCAGGCGCCCCUCUCCAGCGCAGGCUUAGGUCCCCGUUUACGAAGGGCAGGGGGAGGGCCUUCCCGCCGUGUCCCUAUCCCUUGCAGACGUCACUGCGGCGUGGCUGAGGGGAUAGUCCUCUCAGUCUCAUCAACCAUCCCCUCCCUGCCACCCCAAACGCCCACCGUGGAGCGGCGGGAGAUGAGGGGGGCUCGGAAUUGAAGCACGAACUCGUAUGCCCCCAGGAGACCUAGCGGAGCCCCAACCCCGGAUGACGCGGAGUCUCUGCGGGAACUCCAGGGGGCCGGAACACUUGCGCAGGGCCCUUUAAGGCUGGCUGGGUAGCCAGUGCCGCUGCCGCGGUUACUAGGGAUGUGACGUCACACAGGGCGGGGUUUCCUGCGCUCGGCGGAAGCGGAAGGGGCGGGGCUCCGCGCACGGAGUCUCCACCGCUGCAGCAGUCGCUGCCACCCGAGCCGGAGCGGGCUGGGCCGCCAAGGCAAGAUGGUGGACUACAGCGUGUGGGACCACAUUGAGGUGUCUGAUGAUGAAGACGAGACGCACCCCAACAUCGACACGGCCAGCCUCUUCCGCUGGCGGCAUCAGGCCCGGGUGGAGCGCAUGGAGCAGUUCCAGAAGGAGAAGGAGGAACUGGACAGGGGCUGCCGCGAGUGCAAGCGCAAGGUGGCCGAGUGCCAGAGGAAGCUGAAGGAGCUGGAGGUGGCAGAGGGCGGCAAGGCAGAGCUGGAGCGGCUGCAGGCCGAGGCACAGCAGCUGCGCAAGGAGGAGCGGAGUUGGGAACAGAAGCUGGAGGAGAUGCGCAAGAAGGAGAAGAGCAUGCCCUGGAACGUGGACACGCUCAGCAAAGACGGCUUCAGCAAGGCCCAUGCCCACGCUCCCGCCACCUUGAUGCUCAUGGCUUCGUCACCACCUCCGCCGUGGAUGGGAUGGGCGCUGCGGCCACGGCCCGCCCGGCCGCGCUCCAGGCGCUCCGCAGCCUUGCCCCAGCCCACUCCCCCUCUCACCCUACCACAGAGCAUGGUCAACACCAAGCCCGAGAAGACGGAGGAGGACUCAGAGGAGGUGAGGGAGCAGAAACACAAGACCUUCGUGGAAAAAUACGAGAAACAGAUCAAGCACUUCGGCAUGCUCCGCCGCUGGGAUGACAGCCAAAAGUACCUGUCAGACAACGUCCACCUGGUGUGCGAGGAGACAGCCAAUUACCUGGUCAUUUGGUGCAUCGACCUAGAGGUGGAGGAGAAAUGCGCACUCAUGGAGCAGGUGGCCCACCAGACAAUCGUCAUGCAAUUUAUCCUGGAGCUGGCCAAAAGCCUGAAGGUGGACCCCCGGGCCUGCUUCCGGCAGUUCUUCACUAAGAUUAAGACAGCCGAUCGCCAGUACAUGGAGGGCUUCAAUGACGAGCUGGAAGCCUUCAAGGAGCGUGUGCGGGGCCGUGCCAAGCUUCGCAUCGAGAAGGCCAUGAAGGAGUACGAGGAGGAGGAGCGCAAGAAGCGGCUCGGCCCCGGCGGCCUGGACCCUGUCGAGGUCUACGAGUCCCUCCCCGAGGAACUCCAGAAGUGCUUCGAUGUGAAGGACGUGCAGAUGCUGCAAGACGCCAUCAGCAAGAUGGACCCCACCGACGCAAAGUACCACAUGCAGCGCUGCAUUGACUCUGGCCUCUGGGUCCCCAACUCUAAGGCCAGCGAGGCCAAGGAGGGAGAGGAGGCAGGUCCUGGGGACCCACUGCUGGAAGCUGUUCCCAAGACGGGCGAUGAGAAGGAUGUCAGUGUGUGACCUAACCCAGCUACCACCGCCACCUGCUUCCAGGCCCCUAUGUGCCCCUUUUCAGAAAACAGAUAGAUGCCAUCUUGCCCGCUCCUGACUUCCUCUACUUGCGCUGCUCAGCCCAGCCUGGGGGGCCCGCCCAGCCCUCCCUGGCCUCUCCACUGUCCCCACUCUCCAGCGCCCAUUCAAGUCUCUGCUUUGAGUCAAGGGGCUUCACUGCCUGCAGCCCCCCCAUCAGCAUUAUGCCAAAGGCCCGGGGGUCCGGGAAGGGCAGAGGUCAGCAGGCUGGUCUACCAGGUAGCAGGGGAGGGUCCCCAGUCAAGGGGCCGGCUCUCGUCACUGGGCUCUGUUUUCACUGUUUGUCUGCUGUCUGUGUCUUCUGUUUGGCAAACAGCAAUGAUGUUCCAAUAAAAGAUUUCAGAUGCUC